Messenger RNA from Haemonchus placei, 510 nucleotides. The record is from the annotation of a GenBank genome assembly. Lineage: Eukaryota; Metazoa; Nematoda; Chromadorea; Rhabditida; Trichostrongylidae.
GCAGCAUCACAAUGCAUGGUCGUGUUUGAGUCUAUCAUAACAAAGCUGCUCCUGAUCAUCUCUAUUUGUUCGAUUAUUUACUCACCAACAUGGCUGCCAGUCUUCAUUAACUUUGCUUUCCUGUUAUUUGCUCUAUUUUCAAUGACUUGCUACUCAUUCUGUUGGAAAAGAUCAAACAAUAUAUACGUAUUACCGAUACUUGUCUAUGAAACGGCCAGCAUUUUUUGGAUAAUGAUCUGGUUGUACGCUAGCAUUACCGCUAUUACAACGGGAUAUUUAUGGUCGCUGGAAUGGAUUGGUGGCCCACAAACGGACAGAACCCCUACUUCUCAUGACAUCCUCGAUGAACCGAUUAAGUACGGAUCCAUCAUAUUGGUCAUUUCUUUUGUGGUCCUUAUUCUGAAGGUACUCGCCUGGACCAUUGCUCGACGGGUUUUCAGAGAACUUCGCAAAGAGCGCGAAAUGUCUAUGGACGAAACAGAAGGUGACUACUUCACAUACACUUUAUGA